CCCAAGAAGUGUCCUUUCGGAGCAAUCCACAUUAUCAACCUUCCCACCAAUCUUGAGUCGCAAGUCACUCACCGUUACUCCGCGAAUUCGUUCAAACUCCAUCGUCUUCCCACACCGCGUCCCGGUCAGGUUCUUGGUCUCGUUGGCACCAACGGUAUCGGAAAGUCGACGGCGCUCAAGAUUCUAUCCGGAAAGCAGAAGCCGAAUUUGGGACGCUACGACAACCCGCCAGACUGGAAUGAGACGCUCCAGUACUUCCGUGGUAGUGAGCUGCAGAAUUACCUUACCAAGGUCGUGGAGGACAACCUGAAGGCCGUCGUCAAGCCCCAGUAUGUCGACAAAUUGCCUCAGGCGAUUCGAGGACAGGUUCGGAGUGUCGAGGCGCUGCUCAAGCAGCAGUGCCAGAUGGAUAACAUGCAGGAGAUGAUCGAUGUUUUGGAGCUGGGCCCAGUUCUGCAAAGAGAUGUUGAGCAGUUGUCCGGAGGAGAGCUUCAGCGAUUCGCCAUUGCUGUCGCCUGUGUUCAGAAAGCGGACGUGUAUGUUGUUGCACUCCCGUCGCUAUUGGGUGUUGGCUGAUGGUUAUGCUAGGUACAUGUUCGACGAGCCUUCAUCCUACCUGGAUGUUAAGCAGCGUUUGAAGGCUGCCAGCACUAUCCGUGGCCUUCUGCGGUCGGACGACUACGUCAUCGUCGUCGAGCACGAUUUGUCGGUGCUGGACUACCUGUCCGACUUCAUCUGUGUACUCUAUGGAAAGCCGUCGGUGUACGGUGUGGUUACACUGCCUGCCUCCGUGCGUGAAGGAAUCAACAUCUUCUUGGACGGUCACAUUCCCACUGAGAACUUGCGUUUCCGUGAAGAGUCGCUGCAAUUCCGAAUUGCGGAAGCUGGAGACGAGUUCAUGGUCGACCGGUCACGUCAGUUCAAAUACCCCAAGCUGGAGAAGACGCUCGGUGGCUUCCACCUCUCGAUCGACCCUGGUGAGUUCACCGACUCCGAAAUCAUCGUCAUGAUGGGAGAGAAUGGAACCGGAAAGACCACUUUCUGUAGGAUGUUGGCCGGUGCCGAGCAGCCCGACGGCACUAAGAAGAUGCCCAAGAUGAGCGUCUCCAUGAAGCCCCAGAAGAUCAACCCCAAGUUCCCUGGUACCGUCCGCGAACUGCUCAUGAAGAAGGUCCGCGCUUCGUUCCUGAACCCUCAGUUCCAGACCGACGUCUACAAGCCUCUCCGCAUCGACGACUUCAUCGACCAGGAAGUCAAGCACUUGUCCGGAGGAGAAUUGCAGCGUGUCGCCAUUGUCCUGGCGCUCGGCCAGCCCGCCGAUAUUUACCUCAUCGACGAGCCCUCUGCCUAUCUCGACUCCGAACAGCGUAUCAUUGCCGCCCGUGUCAUCAAGCGCUUCAUCAUGCACGCCAAGAAGACUGCCUUCGUCGUCGAGCACGAUUUCAUCAUGGCUACCUACUUGGCCGACCGUGUUAUCGUGUUCGAGGGUGAACCUUCUGUGGACGCCAUGGCAACAGCUCCUCAGAGCUUGUUGACCGGAUGCAACCAGUUCUUGAAGAACUUGAACGUUACCUUCCGACGUGAUAAGAGCUCUUUCCGGCCCAGAAUCAACAAGCUUGACUCGCAGUUGGAUCAGGAACAGAAGCUGAGCGGAAACUAUUUCUUCUUGGAGGACAACAACAACUAAACAGCUUGAUUUGCGGGUACAAUGGCGGCUACGGUUGCUUGCAGUAGAGUUACUAGAUUUAUAGUGCUGCGAAUGGCACCGCCGUCGGAGUGAGAAAUCUGGGCUGGAGGGUUGUGAUUAAGUACUUCGGCAGGGCAGGUUCAAAAAGGCAGUCGUGCGGCAUAAUAAAAAGAAGACGGCUGGGUUAGAUGUGGUUUGCAAUGUUUUUCCAUGUAGUUUUUAUGUUCAUCAUUCUGUGUGUGACUACAUCUAGUCACAACAGUAUGUUUUCUCUACGAGACAAGUGAAUUGCUUCCUCCGAAUAGUGACCCGAUAUAGCAC
This is a messenger RNA of Tricharina praecox, 2008 nucleotides long. Its product is annotated as P-loop containing nucleoside triphosphate hydrolase protein. The transcript has 3 exons. Bases 431 to 1687 code for a protein of 418 amino acids. Gene Ontology annotation, biological process: translational termination; translational initiation; ribosomal subunit export from nucleus. Gene Ontology annotation, molecular function: ATP hydrolysis activity; ATP binding; ribosomal small subunit binding. Lineage: Eukaryota; Fungi; Ascomycota; Pezizomycetes; Pezizales; Pyronemataceae. The record is from RefSeq and is a predicted model, not a curated record.